Molecule: messenger RNA, 1813 nt
Organism: Cyprinus carpio (common carp)
Lineage: Eukaryota; Metazoa; Chordata; Actinopteri; Cypriniformes; Cyprinidae
Product: ATP-dependent zinc metalloprotease YME1L1-like
Exons: 15
Coding region: 1-1785 (594 amino acids)
Biological process (GO): mitochondrion organization; protein quality control for misfolded or incompletely synthesized proteins
Cellular component (GO): mitochondrial inner membrane
Molecular function (GO): ATP-dependent peptidase activity; metalloendopeptidase activity; ATP binding
Source: RefSeq, a predicted model, not a curated record
AUGCUUGUUGCUAAAACAGCACAUGAAAGCGUUGUCAACCGCGGGGGUGAAAGAGGAGAAAAAGUGCUAGGGAGGCGCCAGCCACUUCUCUUGUGUUGUGCUGGGAAGCCAUCACUGACCCUUAGGGAUUUAGGUUUGACCGAUCUCGGGGUCAGCCAGCUAGAUGAGCUGGUGCAGAAGCUUCUGCCCUGUAAAGUAUCAGAUGUUGAAACGCUGGACAAGCUCCUUAAAAACAAAAACAUUCCUGAUGGUCAACAUGAUGCUUUUAAGACUGGUUUUGCAGAGGGAUUCCUAAAAGCUCAGGCCCUAACACAGAGAAACCAAGAAUCAUUAAGGAGGACGCGACUGAUACUAUUGGUGCUUUUGCUGGUGGGCUUAUAUGGACUCUCAAAAACUCCUUUCUUAUCAGUGCGAUUCCGAACCACAUCAGGCCUGGACUCAGCAGUGGACCCUGUCCAGAUGAAGAAUGUCACCUUUGAGCAUGUGAAGGGUGUGGAGGAGGCCAAGAAUGAGCUGCAGGAGGUGGUGGAGUUCCUCCAGAACCCACAGAAGUUCACUGUUUUGGGAGGAAAGCUGCCUAAAGGAAUCUUGUUGGUCGGCCCUCCAGGUACAGGAAAGACCCUGUUGGCCCGUGCUGUGGCAGGUGAGGCAGAUGUGCCAUUCUACUACGCAUCUGGCUCAGAGUUUGAUGAGAUGUUUGUUGGUGUCGGUGCCAGUCGAAUCAGAAACCUUUUUAGGGAAGCUAAAGCUAAUGCUCCUUGUGUUAUCUUCAUUGAUGAGCUGGAUAGUGUUGGAGGAAAGAGGAUUGAGUCCCCUAUGCACCCCUAUUCUAGACAGACAAUCAAUCAGCUUCUAGCAGAGAUGGAUGGGUUCAAGCCAAAUGAAGGCGUCAUCAUAAUUGGAGCAACAAAUUUCCCUGAAGCUUUGGAUAAUGCUCUGAUCCGGCCAGGCCGUUUUGAUAUGCAGGUCACUGUCCCCAUGCCAGAUGUGAAGGGCCGCACUGAAAUCCUCAAGUGGUACCUUAAAAAAAUUAAAGUCGACUCUGCUGUGGAGGCAAUGGUCAUUGCUAGAGGAACGGUGGGGUUCUCUGGAGCCGAGCUGGAGAAUCUUGUUAAUCAGGCUGCACUAAAGGCAGCUGUGGAUGGUAAAGACAUGGUGACCAUGAAGGAGUUGGAGUUUGCUAAGGACAAAAUACUGAUGGGGCCAGAACGCAGGAGUGCAGAUAUUGAUAAGAAGAAUAAAGAGAUCACAGCGUACCACGAGUCAGGCCAUGCUAUUAUUGCAUAUUACACCAAAGAUGCCAUGCCCAUAAAUAAAGCCACUAUUAUGCCGAGAGGCCCAACUUUGGGGCAUGUGUCCAUGCUCCCAGAGAAUGACCGCUGGAGUGAAACUCGUGCUCAACUUCUGGCCCAGAUAGAUGUCAGCAUGGGCGGCCGAGUGGCUGAGGAGCUCAUCUUUGGCAGUGAGAAUAUCACCACUGGAGCAUCAAGUGAUUUUGACAGCGCUACAAAAAUAGCCAAAAUGAUGGUGACCAAAUUUGGCAUGAGUGAAAAGUUGGGUGUCAUGACAUAUGCUGACCUCACCAAGCAGAGCCCAGAAACUCAGGCAGCCAUUGAAAAUGAAGUCAGGAUACUUCUGAGGGAUUCCUAUGAGCGUGCUAAAGUGAUCCUGAAGUCUCGUGCUAAGGAACACAAAAAUCUUGCUGAGGCUUUACUGCAGUAUGAAACAUUGGAUGCCAAAGAGAUCCAGCUGGUCUUAGAGGGAAAGGCAAUAGGCAGCAGAUGAGGGCUCACCAGGACCUUCAGGCAUCUAA